Messenger RNA from Cladophialophora immunda, 2496 nucleotides. RefSeq lists its product as uncharacterized. The transcript has 8 exons. NCBI's taxonomy places the organism in Eukaryota, Fungi, Ascomycota, Eurotiomycetes, Chaetothyriales, Herpotrichiellaceae. The record is from RefSeq and is a predicted model, not a curated record. The coding region runs from base 1 to 2496 and encodes 831 amino acids.
AUGUCGGAUCUAUUACAGGGCGUUGCUUUGAUAUCAGGAGCCGGCUCCGGUAUCGGACAGGCAACUAGUCUUGCAUUUGUCCGGCAUGGCAUUACUCAGCUUGCGCUCCUGGACAUCGACCCUGCCGGGAUGGCAGCAACUAGGAAGCUGAUUUUCGAAUUAAACAACCAGGUAGAAGUACUUGAAUUAGAGGCCGACCUCUCCAACGACAAGGCAAUUGUGGAUGCCAUCCAGGCAGUUGUCAACAGAUUUGGGCAGAUCGACAUAGCCGUGAACAACGUUGGCAUCGGCGGUUCCAUGUGUGCCACAUCGGAGAUGAGUGUGGACGACUAUCGCAAAGUUGUCGACAUCGAUCUGGUUGGUCUCUGGGUAGCGCAGAGAGAGGAAAUCAGGCAAAUGCUACGACAAGACCCACGAGGGCCGUGCCCUGAAAUCCGAAGCCGAGGUGUGAUUGUGAAUUUAUCUUCCACGUACGGGCACGUUGCCCCCUCUGCUACGACACCAGUCCCACCCUAUGUCGCGUGCAAGCAUGGGGUAUUGGGCAUGACGAAAGUGGACGCCAAUUCCUACGCAAAGGACGGUAUACGCAUCAAUGCCAUUUGCCCAGGGUUCGUAAAUACCCCAGCCUUGAAGGCGGCCGUUCAGGAAGAAGGUGUCAUGCGGGACGAGUUGAAGAAGGUUCCAAUGGGCCGGUUUGCGGAACCUUCGGAGAUAGCUGAGGCCAUCUCAUUCCUGGUGUCCCCAAUGAGUAGCUAUAUGUCUGGCGCAAGCUUGAUUUGGUUUUACAAGCCAAUGACCUCGAAUAUCAAGUUGAUCGCGGCCCGGGAGCCUGGUUUUGACGACACCUAUGAUGUAGUCGUCGUCGGCUCAGGAGCUGCAGGGCUCACAGCGGCCUUCACAGCAGCUUUCGGUACAAACAAUCGCGUCCUUGUCGCAGAAAAGACCGGCUACUACGGCGGAACAACGGCAUUUUCAGGGGGUGGACUAUGGGUCCCAGGAAACCCCAAGAUGUCAGAGCUAGGGAUCGUUGAUUCUCGCGAACGUAUUCAGACUUACCUACAAGAAAUACUGGGUCCGAGCUAUCAAGAAGACCUAAUUUCGGCCUUUCUGGACUCGGCUCCUACGAUGGUAGCCUGGAUGGAAGAAAAUUCGGCCGUGCGGUUUGUGGGCACCCUGGCCCCGGAUUAUCACAUGGAUCGCAAAGGCUCAGAGUACGGGCGGACCAUCAUGACCAAGUCAUACGACGGCCGGGGGCUCGGGCCACUAAUCAAGCAAGUUCGGUAUCCUCUUCAAGGCAUGUGUGCUUUUGGGUCUAUGCAAACAGAUCUAAGCGAGCUCAACACGUGGAAAAGACCGCUGGCAAACUGGAGAAAUUUCAGCUUCUGUGCCAAAAGCCUCGCGAGGUACGCGUCAGACUUGGUGCGGUACGGAAAAGGCACUGCGUUGUUCAACGGGAAUGCGCUGGUCGGUCGGCUGUUGGAAUCAGUCAAACGAGAAGGAGUCGAUCUAUGGAGCGAUGCUACAGCACUCGAGCCGAUAGGGGGAAAUGGACAAGUUGACGGCCUCGUUAUACAAAAGAACCACACCAACAUCCGCGUGCGAGCCAGGAAAGCUGUGCUGUUAGCAAGCGGGGGAUUCAGCCGCUCGGUCGAGUGGAGCCGCAAGUACCUGCCUAACGCCGACUGGUCAGCUGGUUGUCGUGGAAAUCAAGGAGACGGUCUUCGUAUCGGUAUUGCAUUGGGAGGCAGUCUCCCUCCGCGGAACGAGGACAAUGCUCUGUGGUCUCCGAUCUCUCAACUCAUCCCGAAGAGAGGGCCCGUCCGAAACUUCCCCCAUCUUGCCCUGGAUCGGUCUAAGCCAGGCUGUAUCAUCGUUGAUGGCGAUGGUCAACGGUUCGCGAAUGAGUCGGCCCCAUAUCAGCCAUUUGGGCGCAAUACACAUGCUGCAGGAGUUCGCAAAGAGUAUUUAGUGGGUGACAGGACCUUCCUUCGGCGCUAUGGUAUGGGUAUGGCCCUUCCGGCACCGUACGCCAUUGGCCACUUACUGCGGAAGAAUUAUCUAUUACAGGCCCAAACGGUUCCCGAACUGGCUCAAAGGAUAGGUAUGGCCCCGGCGAAGCUGGCUAGCACGGUUGAUCGAUUUAAUCAAUUUGCACGCGCCGGCAGAGAUGAUGACUUCCAUCGCGGUGAAUCCAUUUAUGACCAAAGCUACGGAGAUCCGCAUGUCAAACCGAAUCCCUGUCUUGCCCCGCUGGAGAAGCCACCAUUCUACGCCCUGCCACUCUAUCCCGGCAACGUGUCGACUCUGUAUGGUCUCAGAACAAAUCACAAUGCUCAAGUGCUCAACUCUGACGGCAAUCCCGUACGUGGUCUGUAUGCGCUGGGCGCGGACCAAAACUCCAUUAUGAAAGGGCUCUACCCUGGGGGUGGGAGUACACUUGGACCGGGAAUGGUUUUCAGUUAUCGAGCCGGUCUCCAUUUGUCAGGUCGGCUUUAG